AUGCAUUUGCAACUCUUUGCCAUUGUGAUAUCGUUGCUAUGUGAGGUGAUUAGGAUGGGGUCCGGCGUCACACAGAAGCAAAGUGCUCAAAGAGAGACAUCAGAGGACUGUCAGAGUUGUCUGGAGUGUUCCCGUGACAACGGCUGUGUGCGUUGCCCCGAGCGACUCUUCCUGUUCCUGCAGAGGGACGGGAUGUCUCACCAUGGGACUUGUCUCCACGCCUGCCCCGCUGGACACUACGGACAGAGAGGGAAGGACAUCAAUCGUUGCAUGAAGUGUCGCUCUUCGGAGUGUGAGCACUGUUUCAGCCGGGACUUCUGCACCAAGUGUAAGCCUGGCUUCCAGCUGUACAAAGGCAAGUGUAUGACCAGCUGCCCCGAGGGAACCUUCGCCCACCAGACAGACUGCCUCGAGGAUUGCCUCCUGGCUCCAUUGGGCGACUGGAGCGACUGGAGCGCUUGUCUCCGCGACGGCGUAAACUGCGGCUUCAGGUGGGGCAAGCAGACCAGGACCCGAGGAGGGGUCAGGCAGACUGGGAGAACACCUGAAGAGCAAGCUGCAUCGAUUUGUCCAUCCCACAAUGAGACACAGAGAUGCAGGAUGAAGAAAAAGUGUCCCACAGGUGAGAUUCCCUCGUGCAAAACAGGAAGGUGA
This is a messenger RNA of Scomber japonicus (chub mackerel), 654 nucleotides long. It is a transcript of the gene rspo4, whose product is annotated as R-spondin 4. The record is from RefSeq and is a predicted model, not a curated record. The transcript has 4 exons. The coding region runs from base 1 to 654 and encodes 217 amino acids. Lineage: Eukaryota; Metazoa; Chordata; Actinopteri; Scombriformes; Scombridae.